Molecule: messenger RNA, 828 nt
Organism: Gastrolobium bilobum
Lineage: Eukaryota; Viridiplantae; Streptophyta; Magnoliopsida; Fabales; Fabaceae
Exons: 3
Coding region: 185-577 (130 amino acids)
Biological process (GO): microtubule-based process
Cellular component (GO): dynein complex
Molecular function (GO): dynein intermediate chain binding; dynein light intermediate chain binding
Source: RefSeq, a predicted model, not a curated record
GAAAAUGGCAACGAGAGUUGGUACACUUUGUCGAAUUUUCUGCUCAUGUUAGGAUUUUGGUUUGAAGAUAGUUGCCAUUGCUUUUAGCAGAUUGGUGACCAUAAUCAGCUGCUGAAGAGCAAGAGAAGAAAAGGGUUCAUUGGAGAGGGAUGAGAGAGUGAGUUAAGGGAACAUACAGCAACACAUGGAAGAAGCAGAGAAGGAACUGGAGAGAAGAAGCAAGUUUCUUAACAGUUUGAUACAAAAGAAGAAAGCCAUAGAACAACAAGGGCAGCAUGAUAGCCUUAACGUUCGUGUCAGAGCAUGUGACAUGCCUCUCCCUUUGCAGAAACAUGCCUUCCACUGUGCACGUGACCACCUCGAUUCUAUGCCUGCCAAGAAGCUUGACAGUAAACUUGUGGCUCUGGCCCUUAAGAAGGAAUUUGAUUCUACUUAUGGUCCAGCUUGGCACUGCAUUGUGGGUACUAGCUUCGGUUCAUAUGUUACACAUUCUCAUGGUGGUUUUUUGUACUUUUCCAUUGAUAAGGUUUCUAUCCUUCUCUUCAAGACUGCUGUUCAACCAUUGGACCAUUCAUAACUUCCACAACUAUGAGCUAUGCCUAAUUGGGAAAAUCAACAUCAACAUCAACAACACCUUUAUCCCAAAUUAAUUGAGGUCGGUGGUAGAUGAACCCAAAUGAUGGGAAAAUAAGUUUAAAAAAUUUAAACCAACUGAUAUGUAAUAUUACAAAUUGAAACAUUUAAAGACACUUAUAUUCUGUGAUAUAUUCAAUGCAAUUUGUUUUGGAUUUUUCGUCUGGAGGAGAGCAUUUUGAAUAAAUAAUUUGU